This is a messenger RNA of Umbelopsis ramanniana AG, 1754 nucleotides long. RefSeq lists its product as uncharacterized. Lineage: Eukaryota; Fungi; Mucoromycota; Umbelopsidomycetes; Umbelopsidales; Umbelopsidaceae. The record is from RefSeq and is a predicted model, not a curated record. The transcript has a single exon. Bases 163 to 1566 code for a protein of 467 amino acids.
CCCUGUAGAUAAACUUGAUGAAGUUAAGGCUUUGUUCGCCAAACGAGUCGCUAACAUCAUUCAAAACACUAAGCAAGACUCCGUUAAGGAGUUCUUUACUCAAUAUGCCGCAGAACUCAACAUUCUUUUGCCGAUCUCUGAUACUCCCAUGGAAUCUUCCCCAUGAAGAUAUACCUACAAAAUAUGAAAGGGUUUUCACCCGAAAAACUAACUUCUUGCAUUCAACUUCUAGACAAACAUCUUGCCGAUAUGAUCGUAAUCACAGAGUCUUGGCAUUUCUCUCGCUAUAACACAUACACUCCUUAUCUAUUAGCAACGUCCACCCAUGUCCCCAGGACAAACGGCCCAAGCGCCGGUGGACUAGCCAUACUUGCACGACCUAAUUUACGAUCCAGCUUUACACUCCUUCACCAAACGACUCAUUCCAUCACCUUCUCUCUCCACGGCCACUGCCUACAUGCACUAUACUUACCCCCGAGUAUGCCAUGGAAUGUAUGCCAACAACAUAUGCCCAAAACCAAAGUCUCUGUCCUUCUAGGCGACAUUAAUUACCAUCCCAACGUUCCUUCUAAAAAAUACAUACCCUCGCUAAUCCUGGAUCCAAGAAAACAAGGCAUCUCCGAUCUAUGCCUUCAACAUGAUUUAAAUUGGAUUACGGACACCCCACCCUUCAAAUAUGACCAUGUCCUCUUAGACUCUUCUCUCUUUACGACUGCCAACACCCAUGCUCCUAUACACCCAAAAACCGACCAUCACCUCGUCACCUUUAUGCUUCCCCCAAAACCACCUCCAUCACCCACAUCCACUCCCCAAGCCAUCCGAUUUAACCUCAAAUACCUCGACGAACCUCUGCUCGCUGACCAACUGAUCGCAUGCUUUGAAUUGUUAUGGAAUGAGCAUUACCAACUCAUGCACUUCCUUUCAGAUCAAAUAAUGCAGUCCCAAGAUAUUUCCACCACGCAAGACAUUAUCGAUACCGUUUAUGCAUUAUACAUGUCUUUAAUCUCUACGUGUUGCGAAACCAUCCUGGGUACUUAUACCCCUCAGCAACGCUGCUCGGAAAUCGACCACUCCUUAAAUCCAGCACUGCCCACUACCAUACCGUCCGACUCUUCAAACGAAGUCAACGAGGAAAUAGCAAGACACUCCUCUCCGAUGAUCCACUGCUUUCCCCUCUGGAAAGCGUUACUGACUUCUAUACCAACCUCUAUAACCCUCCACACUCUGAUCGCUUCCAUUCCACCCUUUUCCACCGACAAGUGCACCCCCUCCCUGAUAAUCCACUACUUUUCUUUUCUUACACCAGAGAAGAUUGCCAAACAUAUUAUGAAAUACCCCAGUGCCAAAACCUUUGGCCUGGAUGUCCUUCACAGUCGCAUCUUCAAAGCACUCUCCUCUUCAACUGUUUUCCUUUCCUCUAUGCAACUCCUCUUCUCCACAUUUCUUUUUUCUACUCUUACACCUAGUAUGUGGAAUAUAUCCCAAAUAACUCCUAUACCCAAAAAAUCCGAUUCCUUUACCCCAUCCUCCUCACGCCCAAUCUCUCUCACACCAUGUCUUCGCUAGAUCUUUGAAUCCAUUCUCCUAUCCUUUCUAUACUCCCAACCCAAGCUCAACGUCUUUUCUCCCUUUCAAGCUGGCUUUUGCCCUGGCUACACCACCAUCUCUCAUUUAUGGUGAGCCAAUGCGUCAGCACACGCUCCAUCCCAACAACGCAAUUUCCAUAUCUUUCUUGAUUUAGAGAAAGCCUAUGA